UAGUUUUACUUUCCGGUGUCACCUUUGGACCGGAGAUGUUGAAAUGCCUUUUCCCUUCUGAUACCUCCUGCCUCCCCACACAUUGGCUCUGGUGAUUGUUCUGCAAACUGACUUCCCAUGCCAGCCUUCAGCCACAUUCCAUGGACCGGAAGCACCUCUGACCGACGGUGAACUCUGAAAGUGCAGAGGAGUGCGCACGAGAGGGCUGCGUGGGUGUGUGAUUGUGGGUGGGUUUUUUUUCUUUUCCUGUGGCCGACGGGUGCUCUGUGCCCACCUACAUGGCGCUAUAAAAACUACCUGCAUAUGUGGUCAGGGGCUGAUCACGCAGACACAACUGGAGUGUUACAGAUUUUUGUGCAUACUGAGUACUCCUACUAGUGCAAUGGAAAGCGAGUGAGCGAAAGAGAGAGAGAGCGAGAGUGAGAGAGAGAGACAGAGAGCGAGCGAGAGAGAGACAGCGAGAGAUUUGACCACCUGACAGCAGAAAAGCAGCCAGCCCCUUUGUGAGCUGCCGUGCCUGCUGGAGAGCGUCUCUCCGCCGCGACACGCGGAUGCACGCAGAUCGCCGCAGCCGGGAGACACACGGAACGCCCCGACCCGUCACGAUGCGCUGAGCACGCAGCCACGCAGCCCGAUCGCGGAUGCCGUCUUCUGAUAGUCAUCGUCACUGCGCCGUAGGACAUUAACCAUGGAAUCUCUCGCCGGUGACACAGAUGGUCUGGAGAGCGACUCGUUAAAGUACCCGAAAACUGAACAGACAGAGAAAAUGUGGAUGCGUCUGAGAGGAAUGCAGAAGUACAAAAACGCUUCGCAAAGGUUGAGGUGUCUGGUGAAGCAGCUAGAGAGGGGUGAGGUCAACGUGGUGGACCUGAAGAAGAACAUUGAGUAUGCAGCCUCUGUUUUGGAAGCAGUGUACAUCGAUGAGACCAGGAGGCUCCUGGACUCAGAGGAUGAGCUCAGUGACAUCCAGGCCGACUCGGUGCCCCUGGAGGUACGCGAUUGGCUGGCCUCCACCUUCACCAGAAAGAUGGGCGUCGUCCGUCGGAGACCCGAGGAGAAGCCCCGGUUCCGCAGCAUCGUCCACGCCGUGCAAGCAGGAAUCUUUGUGGAGAGGAUGUACAGAAGGACAUCUAACAUGGCUGGCUUAACAUAUCCUCCUGCGGUGAUUGCUGCUUUGAAGGAUGUAGACAAGUGGUCCUUUGAUGUCUUCACCCUCCAUGAAGCCAGCAGCGAACACGCUUUGAAGUUCCUGGUCUACGACCUCCUCACCAGAUAUGACCUGAUCAACCGCUUCAGGAUACCCGUUUCUGCCCUCGUCUCCUUCGUGGAGGCUCUGGAGGUGGGCUACAGCAAACACAGGAACCCUUACCACAACCUGACUCACGCUGCCGAUGUCACCCAGACAGCGCACUACCUGAUGCUUCACACCGGCCUCAUGCACUGGCUCACCGAACUGGAAAUAUUAGCCAUGGUUUUUGCAGCUGCUAUCCAUGACUUUGAACACACCGGAACCACAAAUAACUUUCACAUCCAGACCAGAUCCGAGGUGGCCAUUCUCUACAACGACCGCUCGGUGCUGGAGAACCACCACGUCAGCGCCGCCUACCGGCUCAUGCAGGAGGACGAGAUGAACAUCUUGGUGAACCUGAGCAAAGAUGACUGGAGGGAGCUGCGGACCCUGGUCAUCGAGAUGGUCAUGAGUACGGACAUGUCCUGCCACUUCCAGCAGAUCAAGACCAUGAGGAGUUCCCUACAGCAGCCCGAGGGAGUAGACAAGGCUAAAGCGCUAUCUCUGAUGCUGCAUGCAGCCGACAUCAGCCACCCCGCCAAGGCCUGGGAACUGCACUUUCGCUGGACCCAAGCCCUGAUGGAGGAGUUCUUCAGACAGGGUGAUAAGGAGGCAGAGCUGGGCUUGCCCUUCUCGCCUCUGUGUGAUCGCAAGGCCACCAUGAUCGCACAGUCACAGAUAGGGUUCAUUGACUUCAUUGUUGAACCAACCUUCUCUGUCCUGAUCGACUCGACUGAGAAAAUUAUUACUCCUCUUAUAGAGGAAGCUUUAAGAACAGCGGACUCUGGAGUCCAGAGGUCCAGCCUGAGCGGUGGGAGCAUGGGGACAGUGGUGGAGUCCGUGCAGAGGCACAGCGACCGGGGCUCAUCUGCUGAUCAAGGAGCUUCCACAGACUACUCCCUGGCUGGCAUCGACCUGAAGCAUGUGCGCCACAUGCUGGCCAGUGUCAUCCAGCAAAACAAGGAGUGCUGGAAGGAGCUGGCUGUGCAAGAGCUGGCCAAUAAGGAGAGGGAGAUGUCCUCUGGCAGAAAAGGCCCAGCGGGGGACGAGAAGGUCGAGGCCACUGACGGGACAGAUGCAGCGUCGUCACAGAACCGGCCGCAGGUGGACGGCGAGGCAGAGCCCAACGCAAACGAACUGAGCAAUGCAAACUCCCAGAGCUCCCUGGAGCAGGAGCCGCCUUCACCGCCAGCAGAGGGCGAUCUCGGGUCACCAGAGGCCGACUCGGACGCGCAGGCGCCCGACUCCGAGCAGCCGCCGUGGAACGGCGACGGAGGGGAGAACCCAGAGCCAUGCCAGGAGGACCCGGACGGCCCCUGAUGCCCACCGCCACAUCUUUGCUUCCCAGAUAUAGUUUUUUCUGUUUUUGUACAUUGGUUUUAUUUUCAGUCUUUAAUGUAUUGUUAUUUAUUAAAGACGGGGUCCCUGCCCCCCCUCGCCACACUA
Messenger RNA from Brienomyrus brachyistius, 2734 nucleotides. RefSeq names its product phosphodiesterase 1A, calmodulin-dependent (gene pde1a). The coding region runs from base 689 to 2608 and encodes 639 amino acids. The record is from RefSeq and is a predicted model, not a curated record. The transcript has 16 exons. Gene Ontology annotation, molecular function: 3',5'-cyclic-nucleotide phosphodiesterase activity. Gene Ontology annotation, biological process: signal transduction. Lineage: Eukaryota; Metazoa; Chordata; Actinopteri; Osteoglossiformes; Mormyridae.